GUCGUGACCGGAUCAACAAGACCGAUGGAGCUUCACGUCGACGUCUGCAUUAUCUGGAUGGGCAACGACCUCGUGGGCACUCGUGGCGUGUUCCUCGCCCCAAACAUGCCGCGAUGGCGCGAGACGCCAGAAAACGCGGGCGCUCUGGGCUUGUGGUCGGACAUAGAGACGCCGGCGCACAAGCGAGAGAUCGUCCUGGCAGGCAAAGAGCAUGCCAUCAAAGGGGCCGAGGAGAAGCGCGAGCAGCUACGGUCUGCGGCCGUGGCGGCAGCCCGCGACCGGCGCUACAUGGAAGUGUUGGACUCGGCGAUGCAGGCGUACCAGAUGGGAGCCUCGGAGACCCGGCGGAAGACGGCAGGGGAGCCGGAUGUGGAUCUGAACCAACUGGUCGAGUUGCUCCUCCUGGCCCGCGCCACCCACGUCGCCGGCGACCACGCCGCAGGCCUGAAGUAUCUUGACUUCUUGUCCAAGAUGGUUGACAACCUGACGGGUGCGGAUGGCAACCUUCCCAUCUUCCAUCCCAGCUCGGCAGCGACGCUGCUGCUAUGUACAGCGGAGCUUUUCGCCCUCUUUGGCCAGCAGGAGCGUGCGGCUGAUUACAGCCGAGCCUACAUCGCCAUGGCACGGCUGGCACACGGCGAGGGCUCCCCUCCUGUCGGCGACGCGUACGGCUUUCACAUGGCCCUCCUGGCCCGUCGAGGUUUACUCGAGGAGGCUCUCCAUCACGCCAUGAUGAUGCUUCAGGUUCGCCAGCGCUGCGGCACAGAGAA
Molecule: messenger RNA, 770 nt
Organism: Symbiodinium sp. CCMP2456
Lineage: Eukaryota; Dinophyceae; Suessiales; Symbiodiniaceae
Source: the annotation of a GenBank genome assembly